Molecule: messenger RNA, 16613 nt
Organism: Pocillopora meandrina
Lineage: Eukaryota; Metazoa; Cnidaria; Anthozoa; Scleractinia; Pocilloporidae
Source: the annotation of a GenBank genome assembly
AUGUGUGUCACUAAGGAUGCUGUUGUUAUUAUUUUGGAUGUGGGCCCUUCGAUGUGUCAGGCCCCCCCUGGCCAUUCCACCUCACUUGAGAUAUCAGUCAAGGCUGUCAACAUGAUUAUACAAAGAAAGGUACGUAUUAAUUUAUGCUCUACGUGUCGUCCAUUGGUUGUUGUCAGUAUUCUUUGUGGACACUGAUGGUCUUUGCACCAACUUAAAGCAGCCCUUUUCUCUAAAGCACUCCAAAUUACAACUGUUUUGGUGGCCAUGGCGAGUGAAAAAUAUAUUUGACAAUCAAGAUUUCAACUUAAAAUAGAUAACCAACUGACAAAAAAAAAAUUGAAAAGUCUAUCGAUGUUUGGUUGAACUAUUAAACAUACAAACCUUGGUAAUGCAACAUGAAGUUUCCUCCCAAUGGUAUGAUGAUUUUUUUAUUACUAUGGCGACCAUUUUACAGCUGAAGCUUGUCAAAAGGCGACUUUUUGAAAAAGGGAACUUGGAGCCCUUUCUUACGAAAGGUACCUGAGGUACAUGUAUUUACUCAGUUGGCAUGUUUAAGAACUGAGGCAAAUGAUCCAUACUAUGCACAAUAUUUCAAGUGAUUUUCCACUGAAAGCAAAGUACUUACAGUUAUUUUUCAUUUCAGAUGUUUGCAAAUACAAAAGAUGAAUUUGCUUUAGUUCUGUUUGGUACUGAAGGUAUGUGCAUGUUGCAGUUCAAUUUCUUGAUUUCUUAAAGUUUGCUUUCUGGAACUUUCAAGUGAUUGAUCUGCCAUAUUUUCAUUUACAUGUAUGAGUUUAUGAGACAGAAGGCUCUGUAUGUGAGGAUUGUUAUUGUAAUUAUCAUUGUCAUCAUCAUUAUUAUUAUUAUUGUUUUUGUUAUUAUUUGUAAAAAAACACAGCCUGUAUAAGCAGGCCAUUACUUUUGGUGGUUACGAUAAUCCAUAAUGACAAUGAUUUGAGAUUGAUAAAUGUUAUUUGUUCACAGGAACAUCAAACCAAUUGAAUGAAAAUGAUGGGGAAUAUGAGAAUAUCACUGUGGCUCGCAGACUUGGUUUGCCUGAUUUAGAACUGCUUCGUUUUAUCCAUGACCAGAUAGCCCCUGGUAAGUGACAUUUUUGUGAGUUUUAGUUUGAUUUGAUUUCUUUUUAUUUGGAACCAACACAGUGACCAGCUCCCAGUUGGCUUGUUAGCUCAGUUGGUAGAGCACUGCACUGGUAUCUUAGAGGUCAUAGGUUCAAAUCCCAUACAGGCCUGAAUUUUUUUUUUUCAGGCCUUCUUUUCACUAUUGCUUAAGUUGUGUUCAUUACUGCGAAGAUCGCUUUCAUAUUCAAGUUUGAUUUCUCCUUGGGGCAUAAGUAGAACUGCCUUUUUAAGUGAGUUUUGUCUGUAUAUUAUAUAAGAUGUUUCAAUUUACACUUACAGUAAGUGUGUUUCUACUGCAGGUAAUGUUGAAACAGACUGUAUCCUUGCAAACUGACAAAAUAUUGUCACUAUUUCUGCAUUUUUAAUGUUUUACAUGACAUGUAGAUCUACUGUAUAGUUGAUUUAAUCCUUUAACCCCCGUAAGACCAAGACAGAAAUUUUCCUCACAAUAUCAAUACAAUAUCAACCAGAUAAUUGAUUUAAAGAAAAUUAGUUGAUCCAAUAUUAAAUUCUCUGAACAAACACUAUAAGAAUUGUAUGGUUGACAGUAAGGAGAAUUACAAAUUUGAUCUGGGAGUUAAAGGGUUAACCUUGAAGCUGGUCAUACUGAAACUUUCCUGUGACAGCUGAUCUCUGCAAAUUAUUUUCGUUUUUGUGAUCAUCAAACAAAUCCACACCACUUUAAUUGUUUGUGUGAUUUGUUGCAAGGCAGGAAUCAGAAACAAACUUUUUACAUAAUUUGGGCGUGUCAUUGUGAAAAGAAUGUAGGUGACACAGGCAGGUGUUGUUCUUGUGCAAUUGUUUUGUUCUGACCACAUUUGAAUGUCAUCUGUGAUAUAUUAGUUAAACAGGCAAUUGUAGCAUGAAAUCAAUUUUUUUAAACUGAUAAAUUAUGGUAUUAGAAGUUAUUUUUAUAAUACAGUAAUUGUAUCACUCAGUCAGAAUGUAGAAUGUGUAUUAUGAUUGGUCAAUUUACAUGUAGCAGGCAGUAUUUCACUGUGCAACCUGUUUACUUCAAAUUGUUGUUUGAAUCGAAACUUUCCUCCUCUAUCUGAACCUAGAGAUGUAAUAGAUUUAAUAAUUUACUAACCUCAUUUUCACAGUCCACUGUAAGUUACAGAACCUUGUUUUUCCCACUUGGAUUUAUUGCUGCACACUUGGUGCUUGCAGCAAGGAUCUCAAACUUGGUCAGUAAUAGGUAUAUAAUAUUUAGUAUAGAUUUCAUACGGAACUUUUCCAAUGUUAAAUGUUUGACCUUAACUUUUGUAUAGUCAUUGAUGCCAUCGUGGUUGGUGUGGAUUUGUUGCGAGAACAGACAGUGUAAGAAUUAGAAAGAAUCAAAAAUGUUAUUUCUGCUUUGGCAUCUUAACCCUUUAACUCCCAUGAGUGACCAAUACAGAAUUUCUCCUUACAAUAUCAGUACAAUAUCAAGCAGACAAGUAUUGAGAAUAAACUAAGAAAAAUCUUUAAUUAGGGGAUUACCAGUUGAUCCAAUACUAAAUUCUCCAAACUAACAUCACAAGAACUGUAUGGCAGACGGUAAGGAGAAUUACUAAUGAGAUCUUGGGAGUUAAAGGGUUAAGAAAAGAUAUGAUGAAAAGAAAAGAUACAAAAUGAUCCAAAUUUUCUGAAUUACAUUGUAAAGGAAGAUAAUUUAAUUUUUCCUUUCAGAGGAAAGAAGUGUGAAAAAAAGAUAUAUUUAUUCAGUGACCUUAGUUCACCAUUUGGAAACGAUCAGCUGGAGACCAUCACAGAAGGCCUCAAAAGCUUGCAAGUCCACUUGACAUUAAUGUGAGCAUGAAACUGUUGCUUACAACCUAACAUUGCAUGAUAAAUAUACCAGAUGCUUGUUUUUAAUCACUAAUUUGCAAUGGUGGAAUUAAAGAUGGCAUAGUUGUACAGUAUUGUUCAAAAGUAUGUUGACAAACCCUCAAAACUUGAUAAUUUCUCAAUUCCAGAAAACUUGGAUAUGAAAAUUUGCAUGUGUGCAAUAUGUCUGUUUAAAGAGGAGCCAUGUGUCAAUUAAAGGCUUUGUCAUUUGUCAACUGCAGAUUGAGAUCCUUGAAAAGUUUAUUUGAGCAUCUUGAUCCUUGAUUCUAGAUUCUCGAUAGUUUCUAGCCUCAAUUCUUAAUCCUUGAUUCUUGGUAGUUUUGAGAAUCGAGGAUUGAGUUACAGGUCAAGCCUAUCAACUUUCUUUUAACCAGUAAUGUACAAUCAAGUGAAAAGGAUGUUUAUAAUAAACAUUUUGGUCAUCCCUCAUGGCAAAAGUUUGUCUCCACAAAUGUAAAAUCCCUGUGUCCUCUUUGCUGCAUGAAAAUUGUGUGACCUCUGUUAGUGCAUAACAAAUACAAGCAGACAGGAUGACACUGAGGUAGAAUGGGUUUUAUUGACAGAAGAAAAUAAAGAAACUAUAAUUUGGAUUUGAAUUCUCUUAUUAAUAAAUGAAUUUACUGACAUGCACAUGCUCUUCUCAGAGGACCUGAUCUUUUUGAUGAUGAGGAUGAGAGAACUUGUGCCACAGAUGGAAGUGGACCUUCAACUUCAGUUCCAGAUCACAGAAAAGAAAGAACACCACAGCAGGUUUAAACCAUUUUAAACCUAGCAUCUAAAUAUAAAUUCUCCAAUCUUUGUCUUUCAUCUCUAAUAAUUUAAGCUUUGAGAAUUUGGUGUUAAAUUAAACAAAUCCCACAGUUAAUAUUUUUCUAUCUUACCAUAGAAUAAAGUUCAUCAAUUUUAAAAAAAAAAUGGUAACAUCAUCUUUUUGCUAGAAAAUGUAGCAAUAUUGUAAAGAGAUUUUCUUUUUUGAUCACUUCUUGGAGUGAAUGAAUCAAAAUUUUUCUGAUUGUACAAUGAAAUUGUAGGGUAAUUUUCACUAAUACAGAUUUGAAAUAAAAUUGCUCAUAGAUAAUUUAAAAUCUUUAAUAGAAUGGUGUACAAUUGCUGUUUAUUACUGAUGUACAGGGUAUUAUAUAAAUCAUGGCAAUGUCUAUUUUACAGUUGCGUGCUUAGUUGUUAAUGCUUUGAAAGGGAGUGAGGCUAAGGGUGACCUUAUUAUGAAACAUAAGUUGCUUCUUUCAAAUGUAAAUUAUGUUUUUAAUCAUGCUAACCAGAUCCUGGUCUCUACCAUAACAAGGUUACCUUCAGCCUCACUCCAAAUCAAAAGCUUGGCAACUAAGUACAAGACUGUAAACUUAAAUGACCAAAUAAUUUUUUUAAUAUAUACACUGUGCCUUAUUUUUCUCCAUGCAGGUGGCAGGGGAAAACUGUAUGAGACAAAUGUUGGAGGCUUUGGAUGGCGAGACAUAUUCCUUUAGGUAUUAUUACACCAUAAUUAAAUUAUGAUAUAUCAUUUGUGCUAGAUAAUGAAAACUAAUUUUAUUUUUUUUUUCUUUCAGUCAUGUUCUACCAAUGCUAAGCUUUUUCCAGACAAGAUCAAUCAAACAAACCACUGUGUUUAGAGGACCUCUGGAGAUUGGCUCUCAGCUGAAAAUAAAUGUUUAUGGGUACAAUAGGGUAAAGAGAAGAUAUUUUAUUAAUGUAAUUUUUUUUUAAUGACAAUUUAUCAAAUGAAUGUGACCAUGCAGCAUUGAGCUACAAUUAGCAGGCUCUUCUGGCUAACAGUUAAUGCAAAAAGUACAGCAUUAUGUGGAAUGUUGACAGUACUCUGCAUCACCACUGAAAGUUUGAAUUUUCAAGCAGCUUUGCAUCAUUUGUUUUCCAUCAGUCCUUAAUAAUUUUUAGGGAUUGUUUUCCCCCAUACUGCAGGACAUGUACCUCAUUUCACCCUAUCCUGUUUUUGCUCAUUGCACUUAUCCAAUCAGUGUUGACAGGUGUCUGGAAUUGUUGUUACUCAUGCACUGUAUGUUGGGCAAAUGAGUUUUGUACCUAAUACCCCAGACACCUACCUGCUAUUGAAGCAAAGCAGCUGGUUUAAUCUGCAAUUGAAGAGAUGCAAGUAGAGAAGCCUUAAACUCAUGUCAAAUUUUCUUGCAUUCCCUGUGAAACAUGGUGAGAUUAUUUGACCAAGCAUAAAAAAGUCACGCAGGGCUUUGAUCCGUUCUCUUUAUCCCCAGUCAAUUGACCCAUCAGUAGAUUUCAACAUGAUGAAUUGAAAAUGCUACAACUGUAUUUUUGUCCUAGAAUAACUUUAGCUCUUUGAAUUAUCUGAAGGUAAGGGAGGAGAAGUUACCACCCUGGAAGAAGUUGUCAGCUGUUUCUCAAAUGUCUCCUAACCCUGACACAAUGGAAGUACAGAUGCAACGGUCAUAUCACUUGAUUGAUGAAGAUGAUACUGAAGUUGACAAAGAAAAUGUAGCCCAAGGUAUAACUCUGACACAAAUGUUUUUUUAAUACCGGCUGCUUAUAAAUCCUUGCAGUGGCACCAGGAGGGGUUGAAGGAGGGAGAAGGGCUUUUUUAUGAGGGGUGCAUGAUUUAGUAUUAGAGGUUUCAGUGAGAGCCUAAAACCGAGAUGAAAUUCACCAUCUCUGUCAAGCAGAAUCUCUGCUUACUUUCUCUAGGCUCAACAACAUGAGAACAAAAAUCAAACCAUUAGUAGCCCAUUUCUUUGAAGUUUUUGCUCAGCCUACUUCAGAAUGUAUGGGAACAUUUGUGAGGGUGAGAUUGUGACUUUUUUUGGUGGGGACAUUUUUUUUUUUUAAUUUUUACUCAAUGCUGAUCCUAAAAUUUUAGUUGUGGUACUUGUUCUCAAAUUGAAAAUACCAAAAUACCAAAUAACUUCCUACACUAGUUCAGCAAAGGAAUCCUCUGCCUAUCAGAAAACAUUCAUUGGUUGCUUCUUUAAGGGGGGCAUCUGCAGUGUUCUAGUGAAAAUCGGAGGGGAGGUAUUCAAAGGAUAGUUUAUUUCAAAGGGGAGGGGGGGGGUUGAAAUUUGAAGAUCAGUAACUACAUGUAUUUAAUUACUUCUUUAAGCAGAGUGUUUUAUUUUUUCUCUUUUUUUUUUACCAGGAGCUUCAUGUCUUAAAAAUGGUAUAAUAAUAAAUAAAAGAGUUUUUUUUGUUUUUAGUCAUGUUGAUUUUUUUACCACGUUUUGACUGCAUUCAUGUAGUCUUCUUCAGGUGAUGAGGUUGAUGAUUUUGAUCAUAAGUGACUAUUAAUAUAAACAAACGAAAAACUUAGCUUUUAUUGUUAUUCACCAUGAUGAAUAACCACAACCUUUUCUAUGAAAUGGUAUAAUUUUGAUCAUAAGUGAUUUACUUGUUAUCAAAUAGGGCACCGGUAUGGAAAGACAUUGGUUCCCUUGACCAAAAUUGACAAAGACAGCAUGAAACUUCCCACAGAAAGAUGUUUAUCCUUACUCUGUUUCACUUCCAAUGAAAAUGUAAGUGCUGAUGACAGAAUUAAGAACCAUGUUAGGAAAAGUCAACUUGAAUGAAAACGAAUCAAAAAAGGAAAUGUACUAAUUUGAUCGUAAAAUAGAAAUUUAAAAAGUAACAACCAUUUUGUCUACCUGUAAUUGCAAUUUCUCUCUUGAUAUGUUUAUCUACAGUAUAUCUUGUAUUUUAACACUGAGAAUAUCAAUCUUUCAUGUAAAAUAAUGUCAAAAUGGGGAUAUGCUCUAAGAUACAUGUAUCAACAGAAUGAUUUUUGAGGCUCUGUACUUUCCUUUAUUUCUUCAUUUCUUAUGAAUGUACUCCAUUUCCUGAAAUUAAGUGCCUGGGGGCUUAUUUAAAAUUUUGACUGAAAGGGGUGGGGUCCCUCAUGGGCAGGAGGGUGCUUGAUUAAGGAGGGUGCUGAUUGUUCUCCUGUGCUGAUUCUGCUGUAGUUGAAGCUUAAAAAAGUUAGAAAUAAACUGGCAAUAGAAACAGGUUUUCCAUUUAUCCCUACUAUUAAGAAGGUGAGGGAGAUAGGGGGGUGGUUACUUAAUGGGGGCAGUUGUUUGACAUUGAACUGAGCACUUAUUUGAGAGAAGGUGCUUAUUAGAGCAUGGGAACUUAACCCUUUAAUUCCCAAGAUCUCAUUAGUAAUUCUCCUCACUGUCUGCCAUGCAAUUCUUAUGAUGUCAAUUUGGAGAAUUUGGUAUUGGAUCAAUUCGUAAUCUCCAACAUUGAUAUUUUAUUUUAUUCUCAUUGCUUCAGUGCUUGAUAUUGUAUUGAGAUUGUAAGGAGAAAUUUUCUCUUGGUCACUAAUGGGAGGUAAAGGGUUAAUUGAGGAGAUACCAUAUGACUGAAUGUAUGAGGGUACAGUGUAUGUCAGUAGCAGUAUAUAAUAAUGUAACAUGCAAUUCCACAGGUCCAGAGAUAUCAGUAUGUUGGAGACAAUGUAAUAGCCUUUGUUCCACAGCCAGGUGAUCAGGUAAUUAAACUUUAAGACCUCAUGAAAUAAAAAAAUAAUCCAAAGUGACUGUCUGGUGAACUCAUGAAUUGAUAUACUGUGCAGAUUGUAAUAAGAAUUUACUAUGAUUGUACUAAAAGCUAAUGAUCCUUUGAUUUCCAUCCAUUAUCCCCAUGAAAGUUUGUGCUAACUGAUCUGCCAUAUUUAACGAUCAUUUGGCCAUUUAAAAAGGAAAAAAAAAAUUUUUGGGCACAGAACUCCAAUGAAAUUUGAGAUUUUGGGAGAUGAAGAUUAAUUAUUAAUAUGAGAUUCAUCAAGAUUUUUAUUCUUUGGGAUAUUUACAUGUAUAUGAUGAGACCUUCAGUGUCAUUAACAGCUACUUUCAACAUCCAAUUGUCCAUUUAGUACCCUAAUUAACAUGUAAAUUACCAAUUCAGUAAUGAAAUAUAAUUUUUUGUAUUUAGCAUGCUGCAGUUGCACUCUCAGCGCUGAUAAAUGGCAUGUAUGAGCUGAACACUGUCGCAAUUGUAAGAUAUUGCAGAGCGAAAAAUGCUGCACCCAAGCUGGGCUUCUUGGCUCCACACAUAAAACAGGACUAUGAGGUAGACAUCUUUUUCCUUUUACCUGCUCAGUGGGCCAAGUUGUAUCUAUUGUGGUUGCGGAUCAAUAUCAGUAUCUGGGCAACUGCCCACCUACCCCUCCCCUAACCCAACAAUUGACUGUUGUUGACCGUUGACUGUUGUUGGGUUAGGGGAGGGGUCGGUGGGCAGUUGCCCAGAUACUGAUAUUGAUCCAUGGUUGCUAUGGAAAGUUAAAAAAAAGUGUUAAACAAAUUUAAUUGCACCAGUACCUCACUGGGUGAAGAAAUGUUGCAAUCCUCACUAGUAAUACAUGUAUGGUGGUUACUGCCUGAGAUGUGCAUAAAAACAAUAUUGCAGUGAAGUGCCGUAAACUCUUGUUUGAUACUAGUGUUGUGACAUGAUUUAAGUUGAUUAUUUUCUUUUUUUUAUUUGGAUUUUACUCCAGUGCCUCCUUUUCACAGCUUUGCCAUUUUUAGAAGAUCUACGUCAGUUUGCCUUUGCACCCCUUGAUGCUAACAAGAAAUGGGAACCUUCUGGCAAGUGCUUGCUGUUAUGAAUUUGAUGAAUAUAAAUUAAAUCGGCAACAUUAGGCAUUGUUAAUAAAAUUAAUGAUCAAAAAUGGCUUUAUACAUGUACAUGUACAUCCAUACUUUGAAUGCAAUUAUGUGAUAAAUCUCUAGUUUUGGCAAUCGUGAUUAACCCUAAUACACCUAAAUGUGGGAUUCUGGGAUGAUAUUGUAAGGAGAAAUUAGGUGCUAAUCAAUCUUUAGGGUUAGAUGAUAAAAGGGUUUGUAGCUAAGAAUGAAAACCUAUCACCUGAUGGUCUUGUUUUUAGGUUAGUGAUGAUUGAUACAAGUAAUAACUUGCAGUGGUGAAAUUUAAAAAAAUCCAUGUUUGACUUAACCCUUUAACUCCCAGGAGUGAUUAACAUAUAACUUCUCCUUAUGAUAUCCAUACCCUAUCCAGCAAAUUAAAGAGAUAUUGAGAAUUCUCAAACUUAUCAGGUACAGUUUGUUGUCUUGAUCUAACGCCAAAUUCUUAUAACUAAGUUACAGGGAAAUGUUUUGCAGCUGAAGGGGAGAAUUAACAAUCAGAUCUUGGGAGUUAAAGGGUUAACAUUUUUGUGAUAUUGUUCUCAUAACAUUGUUACCCAUAGGAACAAAUGUUUGAUCAAGCUUUUGUAUUUCAUUUUGCUUUUUUAGGAGAGCAACAAGAUGCUGUGGAUAAUCUCAUCACUGCAAUGGAUUUAACAGAUGCUCAACGGUGAGUUAUCUUCAGUUGGUACAAAAUGAUUUAUCUGACUGCACUGUAUUCCUUAAGUGACCAUUCUUUUCAAAGUUGAUGUGUCGAACCCCACACUGUCUUCAUUUUGUGGCUCUUAACCCUUUACACCCUAACAUCAGUAUGCAUAUUCUCCAUACUGUUCUUUAUACAUUUCCCAAGCUGCUGACCAAGAGAAUUUGUUAUCCAAUCAAAAGGUUCCUUACCUGGUGACCAUUUUCUUUAUUCUCGUUACUUUAAUGUGUGAUUCAGGAGUUAUAGUGUAGGGAGAGAUUAGAUGCUAGUCGCUCGUAGGGUUUAAAGGGGUAACUGACUAUCCAUUAUUGAUUGUGAUGAUAUGUAAGAUUAUUUUGAUGAGAAAUCAAUGAAAAAUAUUGUUAGGAAUGUAGAUGAUAAUAUAUGGUAACUUUUAAACACUGAAAGGAAUUUAACCCUUUAACUCCUAAUAUCAAAUUAGUUAUUCUAUAAACUGCUUGUCAUACAUUUCCUUGUAAGUUAGACAGGAGAAUUUAGCUGAUUUGCUUCUCUGUUCUUACAACAUGUUUGCAAGAGAACCUACCAGUUAAUCACUUCUAGGAGGUAAAGGGUUAACUCUUUCCUUUAUCAAAUGUACUGGUACCUUUCCUAAAACCUGUAAAGAUAUACAGUUACACUGACUGAACAAUUAAUUAUUCGAUAGAUAUAUACCAUGCAGUAAUUUCUAGGGCUUCUUAUUUUAAUUAAUAAGUAAUCUCUUUUUCCUUUGGUCAAGUGAUGAGGAUGGGCAGGCCACAGAGGCACUUAAAUGUAACAGAACUUUCAACCCUGCUCGACAAAGAGUUUUCCAGGUAAUCUAGAGGGGUACUUGUAUGAUUUAUGUUUGAUUCAUAUGUUUUUUAUCACAACAAUUAUCCUAUCUAGUGAUGUUACCAUUCUUUUCCUCUUCCUUGUUACAAAACAAUAAACUAAUUUUUUGUGUUCAAACUAUACAUUUCAGUGCAUUCAACAUCGUGCUCUUAACCCAGAUGAUUCAUCAUUACCAGAUUUAGAUCCUGUGAUUGCAAGGUACUUAAUGGUUUUAUUGUAUCCUUUAAAGUCCUUAACCCUUUUCACUCUAACAUCAGUAUGCAUAUUCUCCAUACUGUUCUCUAUACAUUUCCUAAGGUGCUGACAAGGAGAAUUUGCUUAACAAUCAAGAGUUCCUUUCGUUGGUGAUCAUUUCCUUUACUCUCAGGGCUUAAAUGCUUGAUUUAGCUGUGAUAUUGUAGGGGGAGAUCAGAUGCCUACAGUCACUGUGGGUGGGUGUAUGUACAAACUGAAUAACUUAUAAGUUUUCAGAAAGAUGGUUGGACUUACAUUCUGUUUAACCAGGGGGCUUUCUAAAGAGGAGGGGCAUACAGUGUCUCCUGAGUUUUGCAUUCUGAGAGGAACAGGAAGGAAUUCUUCUUUUGAUCUGUGAAAUUAAUCUAUUCCUGUGCAGUUAUUUGGAGCCCAGCACAGAGUUCAAAGCAAGAUGUGCUCCUGAGUGUAUGAAAAUUAAGGUGAGAAACUCCUUUAGUAGAACUUGGCAGUGAUAUAAAAAUUUUAGUGGAGUUUGCAGAGCAUAGCCCCAUAAUUACACAAAAUAGUAGUAACCCAUCAAGCCAAAAAAAUUUGGAUGUAUGACCAUUCCACCAUACAAGGUGCUAGUUUUAACAUGCAUGGUCAACUGUACUGCGGGCAAGCCAACCCCACAGCUUUGUUCAGUAGUCUGGUGGUCAGUGCACUGGGCUCCGAGUCAGACGACCUGGUUUCUAGUCCUGGCCAGGGCAAGGCAUUGUGUUCUUGAGACGUGUGGGAAAAAAAAAAUGCGAGCUCUGCUUUCAGGCUUGGCUAAAUCUGUAUAUUUAUGUCACUUGCAUACAUUUUGUAAACCAUAUGUAUGUAGAUAUAUCUUGCAACUUUAUUUCCGUAGUACUUUGUUCAGUAGUCCGGUGGUCAGUGCACUGGGCUCCGAGUCAGACAACCCAAGUUCUAGUCCUGGUCGGGGCAAGGUGUUGUGCCCUUGAGACGUGCAGGAAAAAAAAAAUGCAAGCUGCGCUUUUAGGCUUGGCUAAAUCUAUAUACUAUGUCACUUGCAUACAUUUUGUAAACCAUAUGUAUGUAGAUGUAUCUUGCAACUUUAUUUCGGUAGUAUUUGGUGCUGAACAAUCUAAGUACUAUCAGUAAUUGUGGAGUUCAAAGGGAAAGGAAAUCUCUUUUAUGAGUCAGUUUCUUAUUUUUUUGAGGGGGAAGGGGUGGGUGGUGUGCAAGGCUUGAACAAAAGGUACUUAUUUUUUGUCAGUUUAAAUGUAAGUUUUAUUUAUGUUGUUGUUUUUUUUUGCUCUAAAGGACAUGUUCCGCCUUGAAAAAAUUGAAAAAAAGAAAGAGUACACAGCUGAACACAUAUUCAAACCAAUGUAUGUAUUAGAAAUCUUGUCAUCAAUGACUGAUACGUUUGUAAUGUUUCAGUGAACUUUUACUUAAUUCUUGUUUUGUAUGAUUAUGUGCACAUCAAUGUGUUGUUAGUUUGAUCUAGUUUUAUUAAUUAUUAUGUCAGAGCUCAUUUCAGCUGAGUACCCUUAACCUUUUCACUGCCAGGAUGUUAUUAAUGCAGUAAUUCUCCAUACUGUCAGCCAUAUACUUCUUUUGGUAAUAGUUUGGAGAAUUGGGUAUUGGAUCAUUUAAAAAUCUCCCAGUUGAUGUUUUUCUUCACUCUCAUUACUUGUCUGCUUGGUAUUGUAUUGAUAUUGUAAGAAUAAGAUAUGUCUUGGUCACUCAUGGGAGAUUAAGGGUUAACUAGGACCAAAGUAAUCAGAAUGGCUGAGAAGAACAAAGAGAAAAAAAUCACAAGGUGUCAGUAGGAUUCAAAAAUAUAAAUAUGCUUAAGAUUUGGAAAAAAAGAAACUGACAAAGUUGGGCUGGUUAAAGGUAUACAUUUGAUUGGUUGUUAAGGCAUUGUUUUUUGACAUUCAGUUGACAGUUAAUUGCACUAUGCAUUAUUUGACCUCAGUGUAGACAAACCAAAUGGAGAACCAUCAACCAGCAGAACAAAUGCUUUUGAUGAAACUGACUUCAGUAUGGCAAGUUUGGCAAGAGGAGCGAUCACUAAGGUAUGAUAAUGCAAUUUGGUAUAUUCUUGUUUUGAUGCUGUGUGUUUAGUUUGAAUGCAUGACAACUGUACUGGCAGAUGAGACUGGCACUCAUUAGUGAGCAGACAGAGAGUUCUCUACCGCGGUCAACUCUGACUUCAACUUCCACAAGCGAACUGUCCUGUUGCACAUUUCACAAUUCCAAGAAUUAAGAUACAUAAAUACUUAAAUAAUAUGUAAGCUGUGCAACUUUGUAUCUGAUAAGUAUUGCUUGUUCAGGUUGGAACAGUUGAUCCAGUUGGAGACUUCCGUACUCUCAUCACCAGACGGGAUGAAGACAGGUUUGACGAAGGUAGAGACUGCAUUUUUUCAGUACCUAUGAACUUUCAACAUCUAAGAUCAGACUAGAAAAUCUCCUCUUGCUUGUUCACACUCUUUCAAUGAACUGGACAAUGAUUAUUGUUAUAUAAUCACAUUAAUUAUCACUUUUCUCAACAUUGUUGAAAAUACAAACAAGAAUGUUGUUCACAGUUUAUUCAGUUAUUUAAACUUAACUCUUAACUCCUAUUAUCUAAUGAUUAAUUCUCCCCUCCAGCUGUAACACAUUUCCUUUUAAAUUAGUAAUGAGAAUUUGUUGUUAGAUCAGGAUAACAAUUUCUACCAGUGACAACUUUGAGUAUUUUCAUUACCUGUUUGCUGGAUACUGUUCAGAUAUUUUUGGGAGAAGUUACACGUUUAUAACUUCUGAUUAACAUGAAAAUAGAAAUGAAAGCUUUGCCUUGUUAAUAUUACCAUUAUAAUCACUUGGUAAAUGAUUGUUGAUGUUCAAGACAGAAAUAUAUUUAUUAGGAUUUAACAUUGUACGUUUUCCAACAAUGCAGCUGCCAAACAAAUGAGAGAGUGUAUUGUGCAGCUGGUGUUAGACGCAUUUGGAGAUCAGUUUUAUUCAAAGGCCCUUCAGUGUGUAAAUGUGCUGAGAGAGGAGGCUAUCAAGGUAAAAAAAGCAAUGAAGGAAUUCAAUAUUUUACAUUUUACAAAAAAAAAAAUCACCAGUUUUGCAUGUGCAGUGCACAGUGGAAAUGUUUUCAAAUAAGCUAAAUUGGAUUGGAGCACAGUCACUGUGUUAUUUCCACACAUUUUCAAGGGGAUUCCCUGAUUAGCCUCACAGUGAUGGGCUUCCACCCCAAUAUAUUGUAUCAAUAUUAGCGUAACCUUAAGGUACUCCUUCUCUCUGCCCAAUAAUAAUGUGCCACUGUAAGUGCAAUCUUUUGGGGCCCCUACAAAUUUUGUUCCUACCAGUCAGCUGUCUAUACUGAUGAUGUACUACUCUGGUUAGCUCUCAUUUACCUCACCCCUAAGUAUGUUUGGAUUUUUUCAGGCUGGGGAAUCUUUGAUGUUUAACACAUUUCUGCAAGAGUUGAAAGAGAAGAUCGUCAAUAAAUUAGGCCAUAGAUUUUGGCUUCUGAUAGUGAAAAGUAAGAAAGGAGAUGCUUAACUACAUACUAAAUAGAAUAAUUACAUUUAUUGUUCGGUCAAAACAGUUCAUAUAAUUGUUAGUGUUAAAAUGUUCAGAUUUUGAUUCUGUUAGCCUUGUAGCAUAAUCUUAAUAAUUAUAUAUUAUAUUUGACCCUCCAUGGGAAAACGGACACUAACGCUUUUCCGUUAAACGGUCUCGAAAAAUGGUUGUAAAUGGAUAGUAAACGGCUAAUUCGAGCGUUUAAACGGAUGCCAUAACCGCUUAAACGGAUGGCAAAAAAUUUAAAUGGUUGACCAAAGUCCAAAAACGGAUAGAUUAGGCCUUCAAAUGGUUGACCAAAAAUAAAAACGGAUAGUAUGAAACGUUAAACGGUUGACCAAAGUUCAAAAACGGAUGGCUUACACUGUAGAGAGUCUACUUAUGAGUGGAACUUUAAAAUUUUACCGAGGCUCUUAGGUUCUUACAACCCCAACUCCAUCUCUAGCAAAAAACCCAGCUUUUGAGAGAAGCUUUUGCUGUGUUUACCAUUUUGAGAUUUGGGGCUUACUGAUGCCCAUAGUUUACAAUUAUGAUAAUUUCAGUAUUAUCUUUUGUUUUAUAGAGGAAGUAACCUUAAUUAGUCAAACUGAAUCUCCAGAUAGUAAUGUCACAGACAAUCAAGCUAAAGAGGUAAGCUAUAGUAGAGUGUACAGUGUAGUCAUGUACAUUUAAAUUAAUCUAUUUAAUAGGGAGAGUUAAAAAAUGCGACAAGACAUUAACCUUUUAACUCCCAGAAGUGAUUAACAUAAAACUUCUCCCUACAAUAUCCAUACAUUCUUCAGCAAACAGGUAAUGAGAAUAUUCAAACUUAUCAGAUAGAAGCUGCUAUCUUGAUCUAGCACCUAGUUCUUGUAACUAAUUUACCAGAAAAUGUGUUGUGGCUAGAGAGGAGAAUUAACAAUCAGAUCUUGGGAGUUAAAGGGUUAAGAUUCCUUGCAGGAGAAGGGGGAAGCCAAGCUUUUUCCAUUUUCCCACUGUUUUAUGCUCGCCCACUUUUUUUUGUACCCUCACUAACCAAUGGCCCAGGAUAAGUUAAGAAUGCCUUACUGUUUAACCAGCCUUUGAUCGUCUGCUUUGCUGUGAGCUCCAUUAUCACCAUGCUUAUCAAUUCUCUCUCAGUCUAGGUUAUAAUUGAUAUCUGGCUCAGUGCUUCAGAUAAACAUCAGCAGAUAUUAACUUGAAAAUGUUUUUUGCUAACAGUUUUUAGAAGGUCAUGAUGGUGCUGUUGAAAAGGAAGAACGUCCAGCCAAUGAUUAUACAGACGAUGCUGAGGAUCUUGUAAGUUAAUGACUAUUUCCAUUACCCUCACUAAAAUCUUAUACUGUAUCAAAGGAUUUUACCAUUAUUUAUUAUCAAUAAUGUAACGUUUUCUUUAAAAUUUAUAGUUUACUUCCUAAGAAAUGAAGGUUCAAAUAUUAGUGUUGCAGUUCAAUUUUAAAGCAAAUUGUAAAGAAAUGCCCCAGCUGGGAACAUAUUGUUUAUCACUUUCUAGUUGCAGUGUACAUGUAUCUUAACAGGAAAGUGAAGUUAGUGAUGUUAGUGGGAUUUUAUGAAUACUGUCCUCUGCCAAAAAUGGUCUUGUUUAUCUUCAUUUGUCAUUGUGUUCCUUUAGCUUGAGCUGAUGGAAUGAGAAUGAUUCAGAAGAAGAUUGUGCUGAAUAGCAGUUUCCUAGGAAUGGAUCAAUAAUUUGAAACUCAGGAGUUUGUUAAAACACUGUUCAGGACUUGACUGUUUGGAAAGUGUUUUCAUGAGUAUGGUUGGCUGUAUACCCUCAACCUCAACCUGUUUCUUCGCAAAUAUACCUUAAUGAAGAGAACAGCCAUUGUAUACAAGGAAAGACAAGCUCUUCCUGCCAACAUGAAUACUCUCUGUUAUUGUAUUUUAACCCUUUAACUCCAGAUCAAAUUUGUAAUUCUCCUUACUGUCAACCAUGCAAUUCUUAUAAUGUUAGUUCAGAGAAUUUAGUGUUGGUUCAACAAAUUAACCCCAAAUUGACAUUUUUAUUUAUUCUCAUCACUUAUCUGGUUGAUAUUGUAUUGAUAUUGUAAGGAGAAAUUCUGUCUUAAUCACUCAUGGGAGUUCAAGGGUUAAGAGGCUGGAAACUGACUGUUAAAGGAAAGACAUUUGGGUGAACAUACAUGUAGUUGUUAUUUAAAGUUAGAUUUUUAUAGCUGAAAGCAGAUCAAAAAAAGAUUUACAUGAAAUAUGAAGAAAGAAGUAUAAUUAUUGAAGAACCUUUAGUGUCAGGUGGAUGGAAGUGCACUUAAUUAUCUAUCAGUGUAAAUCUUUUUGUAAAAGGUCCAAUUUAAGUCUCAUGAUGCAUUGUAUUUAGUCUUUGUAUUUGCCUGAGUCUUCUGCCACUUUAAAGUUUAAAAAGAUAGUUGUAGAAUAUUAAUCACAAGUGAAUGGUUUUGUUUCUCAUUAAAACACUUGUGUUAAAGUGAAUUGUGUAAUUCUCAUUCAGGUAAAAUCAUUGAAACUUUAAAACAACAAACACAUUGCAGACUUUCAGCAGUUUUUAUUCUUGCCAGGUCUUAUCCCUGGAUGAGUAAGCAUAAGGAGGUGGAAUUAAGCUUUUACUCAGUGAAAGCAUGGACUGUAUGAAAUAACAAUAGCUUAAGGCUGGGUAGUACCCACUGGGCACAGAAAUCUUAUUGCGCAGUCUGUAUAUAGAAUAUUUUACAUCUGAAGAGACUGACAGUUGAAGCAGAA